AUAAGACUUAACAACAUGCACACUUCACAAAAACGAUCUACAUUUUUUAUGACCUUCACAGAUACAAUGAAGUUCUUAGUCAUCCUAGCCUUGGUAGCUCUGGUAGCAGCUCGUCCGGAAGAUAACUACGACCGAUAUGAAAACUUUGACGUGGAUGAACUGGUGUCCAAUCUACGCCUUCUAAAAUCUUAUGCAGCUUGUUUCCUUGGAGAAGGAAAAUGUACUGCCGAAGGCAAUGACUUCAAGAAAUGGAUACCGGAAGCUGUUCAAUCGAAUUGCGGCAAAUGUUCCGACCACCAGAAGCAUCUCGUCGGAAAGGUUAUCAAGGCCUGCAUAGAAAAACUUCCAGAAGAAUGGAAUAAACUAAACGCCAUCCACAAUCCAGAUGGAAAAUACGACGAGAACUUAAAGAUCUACCUGGAAAAAUACGGAAAUUAAGUAAUAUUAUAUUUAAGGCUUAAUUAGACAUUAAAUAAAAAUUAAAAAUAUAUAAGAAUAUAUUUUGAUGUGGAAUUAUA
Molecule: messenger RNA, 518 nt
Organism: Danaus plexippus (monarch butterfly)
Lineage: Eukaryota; Metazoa; Arthropoda; Insecta; Lepidoptera; Nymphalidae
Product: ejaculatory bulb-specific protein 3-like
Exons: 2
Coding region: 16-438 (140 amino acids)
Source: RefSeq, a predicted model, not a curated record